This is a messenger RNA of Acanthaster planci (crown-of-thorns starfish), 3637 nucleotides long. RefSeq lists its product as uncharacterized. Lineage: Eukaryota; Metazoa; Echinodermata; Asteroidea; Valvatida; Acanthasteridae. The record is from RefSeq and is a predicted model, not a curated record.
ACAAUGGAAGUCGCUCAGCAUUCACCCCCCAGAUUACCACUAUCCGGCAUGCCGUGGAUUUGUUUAGCUCGGUGUCGCUGAUAUCGAGAUACUAAUUUAAUUGAUUUUUCCUUCUUCGUUGUUUACGCCAGGACACAGCUUCAUUUUUUUCCCAGUGAUGUCUGUGCUGUUAUUCGGGCAUCAUAGUGGACUCGGACAAAACGGGCUUAAUCGAUUCUGUAUCGGUGAGUCUCACUCGGAACCUGUCCGGGACCAACUACCAUUCAGGUGAUUGGAGCGCUAGUAUGCUUGUGAUCCAAAAAGGCAGAAAUAGCAGUCAAUAUCGACCAGUGUCGUUCGCCUGACUCUUCGACGGCUGUUAGAAGAAAUCAACCGUAACGUGUAUUGGUGAGCAUUGCUGUCACGGUGUUAUGCGUUUGGAAUGACGAGUUUUGUUUACUUUUCUUGGCCUGCGUAUACGUGUAGCGGCGCCAUGGUCACACACUGUUACAAAAUUACCAGCAGAUAUUUUGUCUGCCUUGGAGAGACAGUUUGAUCUGAUUUAUCACAAGACUUGAAAUAUCACUCUGGAUUUCGUCCCCACCAUUCUCUACAAGCCCACCUGGGGAUUACAACUCCAUUAAUUAAUCAACUGCAGAUAAUUGGCUCAAGAACAUGGAUACAUACGUUCGAUGCACAGUUUAUCAAAACCAUGGAGAUGAACUUUGAUGUUACAUCCCCAUUGUGAUACCGUACGGAUAAUACCACGUUCUCAAGUAACGGCUGAGUGGUUAAUACUGUGUAAAGUGGACUCUAUAACCAGUGUCGAUGGCCACUUACAAUCAAGAGGAUGGCUGACUUGGAAAAUUUGCCGAAAUGGCGACAAGGGAUUGGAAUAUUUCAAAGUGUGUGAAAAUGCAUUUGUGACUGGCGUAUCCCAACACAAAAGUCAUUAUUUAGACAUAGUACGCGAUAAAACGCUUAAUGGUGGUCCUAUUCGAAACUGAAUUUCCAUACAAUGAAGGACACUGCUGGUCUGCUAAAAGGCAGGUGUUACUGUAAAAAUAUAGACCAUGGUGUAAAGGAAGGUUGCACUUAAUCGUCAGAGCAGCAAUGGGUUCCCGCGGCGAGAGGAAACAGCCGGGCGCGCUGGUAGGCGAGAAGUCCCAGACGGUCUUCUCCGCCAACUGGAAGCUGGACGCCAUGCUGCUCAAGAACCUCCAGAUGCUGGACGUGUCCAAACACCGGGUGAGCCAUCGCAUCUCCAUGGAUCAGAGGGUGGUCAACAAGAGAUUCCAGACCAAGCUGUACCGGUCCAAGAUUACCCACGCCCGAAUGACGAACAACCGGGAGCUGCUGAGGGAACUCUUGCACCGGGACAACUACACCUUCAACACCAGCGUCGGCGGCCAGGACGAGAAGUACACCGUCAAAGUCAGCCCCACGCAGAAAAUCCCUGGCCAGGAAGACAGCGUGGCUCGUGAAACUCUCAACGACGGGAACGGCAAGGGGGUGAGGCCGGCCGCAACUCCUGUCGUCGUUGUGGAAUCGAACGACGAUGGGAAACAGGAUACGAUGGUUCCUCGUGAUGUGCAGGACGUUGGUUCUGAUCAGGGAAAAGAUGAAAAACCGUCUAGUGUGGCCUCACUUACUCAGCAGACUGUCAGGCGACUGUCCAAUGCUGCUGGUAUGCUUCCCAAGCAGAACUCACCGGUAACGUUGCAAGAAGAUGCGGUGCCGGCCUCAAAGGAAACAUUGUCGGAGGAGCAGAUGGCAGACACUGAACCUUCACACAGGACUCAACGAGGAUUGCUUACUGAUGAUAAGAGAAAACCGAGACCCAACACGGCAAUGCCCGAUUUAAUGAAAACAACGCGUACCGGUACUGCAAAAACGAAGAGGCCCAAGACUGCUCUGGCGAGACAGGGCAGCGGACUGCUCACGGCUCCGUCACAAGACGGGAAAACUUCAUCAUCUCCAACACGGCAACCUUCCACCUCACAGGGACCCACCACGGCAACUCAAAGACCCACCUCGGGAGCACCGAGACCGCGAAGCCAUUCUUGCAGGCAGCAGAAACACACCAUGCCCAGCAUCUUCGGGGAGGACAAGCGACCCACGCUGCUAGACAUCAACAGGGAUCGCUUGGCCAGGUCCAACUUCCCAGACCGAGUCCGGAAUUUCGCGGGAUCGCUCCGGGGGCUGCAGACCGACCCUGACCAGACCGUGGAUUAUUACACCCACCGGCUCCUGGAGAACCUCCGCGGAGCCAGCCGGAGAGGCCCCCGGGAAUUCAUUGAGAGUGAUGCAGAGAGAAGGGACGCCCAGCGGAUGGUCGGGAACCUGAAUGCACGCAACAUGACAUUCGGUAACGUCAAGAAGAUCGGGCAGAUGAACCAUCAAGACCGGCCAGCUGAUGGCUCGCCAGUGAGGGUUCGAUUGAGAGCAUGGGGAUCUGAUGACGAUGACAACGACAACCAAGACAAUGGAAACACGUGAAGCUGUCGUAACGGGGAUUAAAAAUAAUAUUCGAUAUUGCAAAUGGAGUGCCGCAGUCUACAGGCACAGAAACAAAGGGACAGAGUAAGACACUUCAAUAAAAAAGUAGCCCAGAUGAUACAUGUACAUGUGCAUAGCUUUGUGUAGAUCCUAUUGAAAUCGGAGGAUUAGGGACUCUUAUGCCUAUCCCUAACACUCCCAAAUCCUCCGAUCUAAAUAUGAUUUUUACAUAUACCCUUGGGGUUAGGGUUAAUUCUUCUCAUAAGACCCGCCAACGCAUAGCCGCUCAAAAUGGCGAAGACUUUACGGGUGUCUUACUUUUCGUCUUUAGCGAUUCAUGACAUUUAUAUUCUGGCCAGUUCUUCAUGCACGCUAUACCUUAGGGAAUAUCCCGGUAAUUCUAAAUAAAUAUUACUUUUGAGAAUCUAAAUACAAAGAUUACCGAGCAGACUUGUGCCGCUUCCACAUGUUGUAAACAGGCAAAAAUGAACUAUGGCGUCUGUUUUCCAGACGUAGAGUUCAACAAGCUACAAGACGGCAAAGGCUCCUGUUUCGUGACAUCACAAUCAAUAUCAUUUUAGGGCGAUUGGUAACCUCAUGGACCAAAAUGUGUUACGCAUGCACGCUCUCGCAUUCGUUUCAAAAUCUGUAUUCAAAAUACAAGGCAGACACUGAAAAAAUCACCUUUUAUCCCAAACUCUUAGAUCUUAAACAGGCAUAAAAAAUGGAGGCAAUCGGCAAAUAUUGAAACUGAAGCUUUUAUGCAAGACCACCUUUCACUCCACUUCGCUCAUUUAAGAGCCGUGCAAUGCAGAAAUAACAGUUUUUACCGAAGGCAACGCAACUCGUGUUAUAACAGCGUUGUCCAGUGGUGGUAAGGUUUGAUCGUUGUAGAUGUAACUCUGAUUUGUUUUGUUUUGUUUUGUUUUUUUUUUCUCGACUCGUGCUGGUUAUAUUGCCCUCAUUUACUGAUUACGUACGCCUCCAUUUUCGAGUCUUGUUUUUAAAGUCGUUAAAUUUCUAAGUAGACAACCGCGACUUUUUGAAGUCAAAAGGUUUGAUGAACGGGUAAAUUAUGCCAGAACUAUUUUGAGUUACUUUUACAAACUUGGGAGAGACGCUAGAGAAGUUAAAAUCCUCCCCUAAGCUGAACCACACG